This is a messenger RNA of Ostreobium quekettii, 555 nucleotides long. Lineage: Eukaryota; Viridiplantae; Chlorophyta; Ulvophyceae; Bryopsidales; Ostreobiaceae. The record is from the annotation of a GenBank genome assembly.
AUGGAGGUGCUGCUGCUGCACAAAGUGACCAAGCACGCCGUCGACGUUCCGCCUGGCGAAACAUUCGGCGGCCUGAAGGUGAGGAUCGCCCCGAUUUGUGGUGUCCCUGCCGAACAUCAGAAGCUUUUGUUCCGUGGAAGAGAACGACAUGACAAGGACGUCCUUGAGGCCUGCGGUGUCAAAGCAGGCUCAAAAAUUCAUGUGGCAGAGAGCUCAGAAUUCAAGGAACAGAAAGCCAGGGCCUUAGAAGCUGAGGAACAAGCGGCAGCCUUGCGAGCAAGUGAAGAGCGCCGCCAGGAAGCGAUGAUGAAAGGGGUGUUGGACAUCAAAGGGGAGAUCGAUGCUGCACACAAGGAGUUUCAGCUCGAGAAGGGAGAAGCCGGCAGUGUAUUGCAGAAGAAGCGAUUUCUGGAGCUGCUUACACAAAAGCUCUUGCAGUUGGAUGACCUUUCAGUGACAGGUGAAGCUAGGGAACAGCGGCGGAGAGAAAUCAGUCGCAUCCAGAGAUUGUGCGAGCAGCUGGAGGAGUCAACCCCAGAGGAGGUUGACAAUUAG